Messenger RNA from Durusdinium trenchii, 708 nucleotides. NCBI's taxonomy places the organism in Eukaryota, Dinophyceae, Suessiales, Symbiodiniaceae. The record is from the annotation of a GenBank genome assembly.
AUGGAGCAGCUCCUUUCCAAACCGAACGUAGUGUACACGAAGGCAGACCAAUGCCAAUACGGACUCCGUGGAGAAUCUGGCCAACCCCAAAGAAAACGGACUGGUUUCGCCACCAACAGCCCCGAGAUCGCCAAGGCCCUGAACGCUCUAUGCCCUGGCGACCAUCAACGUGAAGUCAUCAUUGGUGGCAACAAGUCCAAGAAAGCACAGAUUUAUCCGGAAGGUCUUCGGGAAGCCAUCCUCGCGGCCUACUCACGCUCGAUUGGAGCUGAGGACGAUCAGAUCAAGUCGAAAGCGUUCUACCUGGUCCAACAUGGGAACUACAUGCUGAAGAACCACGAGGUGAGGAUGAUGAAGGAGACCAUGAACCGGAAGGAACUCAGCUUCAACGAAUGUGUUGGAGUAGAUGUGGUCUUCUUGCCAACUUUGGGCAAUCGCUCUAGGCAUGAAUACCUGGAGAUCUACCUGAACAAAGUGGACAGCAUCGAAGAGAUUGGAGGGCGGAUGCCUUUGUGCUUUGCCCAGUCCAGUUUAGCAGUGGAAAUUGCGCAAUCUCUCGAUGACUGGACGCCACUCGACCCAGAGCACUCAGAGGCCCACGCAUUGCAACGAGACACGGGUGAUGGCUGGGAAGGAUCACUCCCUGGGUUCUUCCCUCAGCUCGACAUGCAGACAUGGAAUGACGCUGAGACCGUGCAAGCUCUUUAA